CCAUUUCGUCUUUCCCCAUUUCCCCUUCCCAUACGCGGCGCACGACAGCUCUAAAUAUAUUUUCAGUUCAAGAAAUUCAUCCCUCCAAAUUAAUGCCUCCAUCCCUCCAAGUUAACCCCCACGGUUCAAGAUUCUGCAAAGAAGUACUGUGCGAAAAAGGGCAUUUCUUCAUAUUGAAAUCUGAUGUCUUUCUGACCAGUGUUUGUUUAAAGGCAUCUGCAAGAAUUUGAUGUUUAAAACUUGAGAGACAAGAGACGAUUGUUUCUUAAUUAAUUCACCCAAGGGAUUGUAUGUCUCAUUCUCAAUAACGUGAUGGACAAAGAAGAAGAUAAAAGCAAAGCCAGGCCUUCUACACCAAUUCCACCAACUCAGGGAUAUUAUGGUCCAAGAAAUGCCUAUUGCCCGCCAUUUAUGAUGCAUCCAAAUGUAUAUAUGAAUUCAUAUACAUACGCAUGGGGUAGCCAAUCCCAACCAAUGCCACCAUUUCCAACAACGUUCAUCCACCCUCCGUCGAGUAAUGCCGAGGAGUCAAGUCGUGUUGAACAAACUAGCCAGCCGCCACCAAUGCCACCGCUUCCAACAAUGGUCAUCUAUCCUCCGUCGAGUAGUGCGGAAGAGUCGAGACAACCCCCACCAAUGCCACCUUUUCCAACAGCAUUCAUCUAUCCUCCGUCAACUAAUACGGAGGAGUCGGCCCGUCUUCAAGAAGUGAUCCAACCCCCACCAAUGCCACCUUUUCCAACUGCGUUCAUCUAUCCUCCAUCGACUAAUGCGGAGGAGUCUGGCCGUUUUCAACAAGCGAUCCAAGUAGGAAUUUGAUAAUGGGUUCGUGCAUUCUGGUACGACGUUGAAAGAAUUUGUCGACCAAUUUGAUAAUGCGCUCAGGAAGAAGGUGGAGGUCGAGACGACAGCUGAUUUCAACUCCGCAAACCAAACCAUCCCAUGUUCAUCCGCAUUCCGCAUUGAGAAGCAAUUUCAAGCUGUGUAUACGAACGCAAAAUUUAAGGAGGUCCAACGAGAGGUGUGGGGAAUGAUUUUAUGUAACUGCGUACUUAUAAGCAAGGAGGGUUGCAUUUCCACUUAUGAUGUGUUUGAUGAAAUUACCAUUGAUGAUGACCAUGUCAAGAGCGUGAAGUACACAGUUUACUUUAACGAUGAGGAAGUUGAUGUUAAAUGCACAUGUUCAUUAUUUGAGAUGAGGGGAAUUCUCUGAAGGCAUGCAUUGAACGUUUGCCAGAUGAAUAAGAUUCAUGCGUUGCCGGAUAAGUACAUCUUGGAUCGCUGGAGGAAGGACUUAAAGAGGAGAUAUACGGUGGUAAAAAGUAGCUAUGAUGACUUGCGGCAGAAUGCGGACUCACGGAGGUAUGAGUUCGUGGUUAAACGAUGUCUAAAAUUAGCAACUCGUGUAUGCAGCAGUGAUGACCAUGUUGAUGCAUUCAUGUCCCACUUGGAUGAGUUUGAGAUUAAAUUUAAAGGAUUAACACUUGAGUCCGAUUCAAGCAAGGUAAAAGAGACUACAGCCCCCACCAAGGGUAAGAUUAUCUUAAGCCCGCACGUUGUUCGAGGGAAAGGGAGGCCGCCAACAAAAAGGAAGGUUCCGCCUUUGGAGAAGACUGCAACAAAGCGAAAGAAGAAACCGACUUGUAGGAAAAUAUUUGAUGAAACAUCACAUGAUUCAGAGGUCUCAGAAGCUCCUACAACUGAUCAGGUACACAGUGGAAGCAAUGAUGAUUUUGUUGUUCUAACACAGUGCAGUACGUUCACAAACCCAACGCCAUCGGAAAAUGAGGAGAACUAAUGUGACUUGAAUUUGGGGGUUGGGGGUAUUGAUGUAAUUUUCAUGUUCAUUUUGUAUGUUAGGGGUAUUGAAGUAAUUUUUCUUGAAUUUGUACGCUGGGGGUAUUGAUGUAAUUUUCCUUGAAUUUGUAUGUUAGGGGUAUUGAAGUAAUUUUCCUUGAUUUUUUUAUGUUAGGGAUAUUGAUGAAAUUUUCCUUGCAUUUUGUAUGUUAGGGGUAUUGAUGUAAUUUUUCAGGAAUUUGUACGCUGGGGGUAUUGAUGUAAUUUUUCUUGAAUUUUGUAUGUUAGGGGUAUUGAUGUAAUUUUUUUUGAAUUUGUACGCUGGGGGUAUUGAUGUAAUUAUCCUUGAAUUUUGUAUAUUAGGGGUAUUGAUGUAA
Molecule: messenger RNA, 2174 nt
Organism: Carya illinoinensis
Lineage: Eukaryota; Viridiplantae; Streptophyta; Magnoliopsida; Fagales; Juglandaceae
Product: formin-like protein 14
Exons: 9
Coding region: 313-819 (168 amino acids)
Source: RefSeq, a predicted model, not a curated record